AUGUUCAUGCUGUUGCGAUUGUUAUGGGAGAAAUUCCGAGAGCUGGAUGAGAAAUAUAAAGAUGAACGUUCGGAGAACUAUUUUCUACUCAGUUAUCUGCAAUGCAUUUUCAUUUCAACCGCUUACUAUGCCUUUGUCAAACAUAUUGGUCCGAAAAUAAUGGAAAAACGCAAAGCUUUCGACUUGAAGUACGUCUUAUUGGCAUAUAACGCUGCGCAGGUGCUCGUCAAUGGCGGCAUGCUUAUUUCGGUAAUUUACAUCAUCUGGCUACAUAAACCCUACGAUCGCUUGUCUUGCAUGAUGCCCAUUAGGCAGCGCACGGAAUUUGGUAUGUUGGAGCUUAAAUUCGCGUACGGCUAUUAUUUGCUGAAGUUAGUCGAUUUCGCCGACACUGUGUUCUUUGUGCUACGCAAACACCAACACCAAGUGAGCUUUCUUCAUGUUUACCACCACAUCCUGAUGGCGUGUGGCCUUUUUUUCGCUGUGCGUUAUGUGUCCGGUGGUCAUGGCGCAUCACUAGUUAUUGUGAAUCUAGCGGUACAUACCAUUAUGUAUUUCUAUUAUUUCAUAUCGGCGCUGCGACCAGAGCUGAAAUACUCGGUGUGGUGGAAGAAACACAUUACUCAGGUGCAAAUUGCGCAGUUUUUGUUAUUGCUGCUGCAUUUCAUACACGCUCUCCUCGAUACGGAGUGUGAAUUUCCAAAAUGGGCUCUGGGUUUCGCCUCUUUUCAAAUGAUUGUUAUGCUGGCGCUAUUCUCUGAUUUCUAUUAUAAAGCUUAUUUGCGUCCGAAUAAGAGAAAAUUGGUGUCGCAAGCGAAUGCUGAGCAAGUUUCUGAGCAAAAGAAAGAAGACUUUAGUGCGGAGCAGUUGGUGGAAAGUGAAAAGAACACAAAUUAA
Bactrocera tryoni is the source of this 897-nucleotide messenger RNA. Its product is annotated as elongation of very long chain fatty acids protein F-like. The coding region runs from base 1 to 897 and encodes 298 amino acids. Lineage: Eukaryota; Metazoa; Arthropoda; Insecta; Diptera; Tephritidae. The transcript is spliced from 3 exons. Gene Ontology annotation, molecular function: fatty acid elongase activity. Gene Ontology annotation, biological process: sphingolipid biosynthetic process; fatty acid elongation, monounsaturated fatty acid; fatty acid elongation, polyunsaturated fatty acid. Gene Ontology annotation, cellular component: endoplasmic reticulum membrane. The record is from RefSeq and is a predicted model, not a curated record.